Geosmithia morbida is the source of this 3696-nucleotide messenger RNA. RefSeq names its product protein JSN1. The record is from RefSeq and is a predicted model, not a curated record. The annotation marks the transcript as partial. Gene Ontology annotation, molecular function: RNA binding. The transcript is spliced from 2 exons. Lineage: Eukaryota; Fungi; Ascomycota; Sordariomycetes; Hypocreales; Bionectriaceae.
AUGUCCAAUUCACGAGCUGGCGAUUUCCCUCUCAGCUACCCUGCCCGACCGCCUAGCCAGCCUCGUUCCGCCUCCCCUUCGGCCGGAACCUCGCCCAUCGACCCCAUGGCUUCGGGGCCGUCCUCGUCGAGGCCGCCCUUCGGCCUCGUCGGCGGCUUCUCCGCCUCCAGCAUGAUUGGUGGCAAUCCGCGAUCGGGAGCUGGCUCUCCAUCGCAUGACCUCCCGGGGUCAAGCAGACUUUACUCGAAGAGAGCCCGCGAGAUUCAAGCUCAGGAGGGUAUCCCUGGCCUGCCUCUGAAUCUAUGGGGUGGUCCUCCCACCAGCGGCAACUCUACUCCCCUGCGUGAAAAUAUCCCCGAGUCUCCCACCGACGGCUUCCCCGACUUUGCUCAGCUUCCCGCCCCCGAAUCUCUCAACCCACCGAGACGAGCACGUGCGGGGACCGUCCCCUCUCGAUUCCCCCCCGGUAUCCCUACACCUGCGUCGCAUCUGGGUGCCCCCGGUCUCGGUCCUAAGCUGGGCCGUCCGUCCCAGGGUCCCUUCAACCAGUCGCCGUCCCCGGGUCUCGAGUCGUCCGACAGCAACGCACCUGCUUCCGGCUCCGCCCUGCUCUCCCGCUUGCGUGCCGGCUCUCUGCCUCAGCGCAGUCAGUAUGCUCCGCUGGGUGGCUCGUCAUCCUUGUCCCCCUUUGGCCCCUCCAUCUUCAGCAGCUGGAACCCUCCCAACGUCGGCCGCGAGCGAGGCUCAACCCUGGCCAGCAUCGCCAGUGUCCCCUCCAACGAUCCCAGCUCGCCCUCCCAGUCCCACUUCUCCAGGGACGGGCCUAGCGAGUCCGACGUUCACAUGAGGACGCUCGACUACCUUGGUCUUGCCGAGACGCCACAGCACCACGUUGUCACGCCCUACAUCCCCACGCUCGACCCGCGACAGGCUAGCCGCAUACGCUCCUACUCGGUCAAUAAUACGGACCUGCACGCUGACGAGUAUCCCGACGACGACUACGACACCGACGGCGUCACCCACGACAGCCAGUAUGCCACCCUCCAGGACCAGCUCGAGAGGACCAACGCCGCCAUCCGCAGUCAUAACAUGGCUGUCCAGGCCUUUGCCAACACUACCCGCCGCCGCGCCCAGACGGCCGGUGCCCUCGACAACCCCGCCGCCCGCGGAAUGGGUGCCAUGCCCUUUGGUGCCAACCUUGCCGGUGGUGCCCCGCCCCCUGGUCCCAUCCGCUCGUCCCUGCAGGGCGAGCAAAAGUACGACGACCUGCCCCAGGCCGUCGCCGACCUCAACCUCGGCAGGUCCAGCAGUCGCAACGCCGGCCUCCUGAGCCCGGAGGAUCAGGGCAUCGAGGGCCCCACCAGCGCUCUCUGGCUCGGCAACAUCCCCACGUCGACCACGACCACGACGCUCGAGGAGAUGUUCAAGGUCCACGGCAACAUCGUCUCGGUCCGAGUCCUCACCCACAAGAACUGCGGCUUCGUCAACUACGAGCGUGUCGAGAGCGCCAUCGCCGCCAAGGCCAACAUGAACGGCAGGGAGCUCUUCCCCGGCGCCGCAGCCAUCCGCAUCAACUUUGCCAAGCCUGCCUCCCCCGCCAACACGCCCGGCCACGAUGGUGCCUACCCCUCGCCCAGCCCCGACCCCUUUGCCAAGGGCCAGGACUCGUCCGCCCAGGCUUCCUCAUCGGGCACACCGGCUGCCGCUGGUGGGUCUGCCGACGGCGCCGGCACCCCUUCAGCUGGCGGGCCCACCGGUGCUGCCGCCGGCGCUGCCACCGUCAAGACGGCUGCCGCGCCCACCGCUCCGGAGCUCAGGGACAGCGUCGCCGACAUCCUCGCCAUGGUUGAGCGCUUCGGCGCCACCGCAGACGAGGUGGAGCGCGUAUCCCAGUCGCUGCAGAACGCUAUCUCGUACACGGGCAUCGUCGACGAGAUCCCGCCCAUCAAGGAGCCCACGCCCAACCGCGUCCACGACGCCCCCAAGCUCCGCGAUCUCCGCAAACGCAUCGACAACAACAGCAUGCCGGUCCACGAGAUUGAGGAUGCCGCCAUGGCCAUGCUGCCCGAGAUCGCCGAGCUGUCGUCCGACUACCUGGGCAACACGGUCGUGCAGAAGCUCUUUGAUAACUGCAGCAACCCGGUCAAGGAUGCCAUGCUGGCCGAGAUCACCCCCCACCUGGCCGAGAUUGGCUGCCAUAAGAACGGUACCUGGGCCGCUCAGAGGAUCAUCGAUGUCAGCAACACCCCGGAGCAGAAGGUGGCCAUCUCCAAGGACGUCCAUCCCUACACCUACGCCCUUCUCCUCGACCAGUUUGGCAACUACGUCGUCCAGUGCUGCCUCAAAUUCGGCACCCCCUACAACCAGUUCAUCUUCGAGACCAUGAUGAGCCACAUGGCCAGGCUGUCCCACGCACGCUUCGGCUCCCGCGCCAUGCGCGCCUGCCUGGAGAGCCACUUCGCGACCGCCGAGCAGCUGAGGAUGAUUGCCGCCCAGGUCGCCAUCCACAGCGUCACCCUGGCCACGGACCAGAACGGCGCCUUGCUCCUCACCUGGUACCUCGACACUUGUAACAUGCCCCACCGCCGCGCCGUGCUCGCCCCCCGCCUCGUCCCCUACCUGGUGCACCUGUGCACCCACAAGGUGGCGUACCUGACGGUGCUCAAGGUCAUCAACCAAAAGGCCGAGCCCGAGGCUCGCGACCUGAUUCUCAACGCCCUCUUUUUCACCCCCAACGACGAAGUGCUCACCGCCAUCCUCAACGACUCCACCUACGGUGCCACCUUCAUCUUCAAGGUCCUCACCACGCCCUUCUUCGAGGAUAAGAUGCGCGUCCAGAUCGUGGAGAAAGUUCGGAACGUUCUCCAUAAGAUCAAGGCGCAGUCUGGCCAGGGAUACAAGCGCCUCAUGGACGAGGUUGGUCUCUCGAGGAACGCCAACGGCGGCGGCGGCGGCGGCGGCGGCGCGUCUGGACGGGAUGGCAGCUCCCAGUCAGAGCAUAGGCAGCGCCCCAACUCGCGCCACCACCAGCACCAUGCCGGCGGCAGCACGAAUGGCCAGCAGGGCCCGAAUGCCGGCGGCGCCAACAGGCAGCAGCCCCAGCCCCAGCCCCAGCCCCAGGUGCCGUUCUACAACGGUAACGGCAACACCGGCAACAUCAACGGCAGCGGGAACAACACGGGCCUCGCGCAGCCCCAGCAGCAGCCAGGCCACUUCCCCCUGGGGGCGGGCAAUUCCCCCUACCACUUUGGCCUGCCUGUUAACGGCGGCGCCUCGGGGUACCAGGGCUACCACCCGCAGAACUCGAUGAACCCCAUCGCGCCCUACAAUCUCAACCGCGGCAUGACGGAGGCGGAGCUGGCCCACCAGGACCGUCUGAUGAUGCGCGGCAUGGUCCAGCCCCCUCCAGUGAACCCGGAGCAGCUCGAGUUCAUGGAGCGCAUGGCGGCCAUGCAGGGCGGCGCACCGCAGUACCCCUGGGGAGGCUACCCCUCGUCCGCGGGCGGCAUGGGCGGUGCGCCCCUGGACCCGUCGUCCUUCCCCAUGGCUCCCGGAGGCAGCAGCCAGUCGUUUGGACCUGGAGGUGCCGGGCCGGCGCCGCCUCCCGGGUUCAACCCGGCCGGUGCGGCGCCGGGAACUGGCUACGGGAACUACGCGCAAGGUCAAGGCCAGCCUAGUCACAAUAUGCGCAGACCU